AUGGACCGAGUGUUCAAGAAGAUUAAGGAAGGAAUGGAAAUAUUCGACACACUGUACGAACGACAUCAGACAACGUCGAGCUCUUCUCAACGAGACAAAUUGGAGUCUGAAUUGAAGAAGGAGAUCAAGAAGUUGCAGCGAUUCCGCGAGCAGGUGAAGAAUUGGCAGACGGCGAGUGAAGUGAAAGAGAAAGAUAAGCUUCUGGAGUAUCGGAAGCUUGUAGAAAGAGCGAUGGAGCAGUAUAAGGAGGUGGAAAGAGGAUCAAAAUCAAAAGCAUACUCGAACGAGGCAUUGGCAGAUGCUGGGGAGGAGAAGGAAGACAAUGAGGCGACGAGAUUUGUCCAAAAAGCGUUGGAUGAACUUCAACGGCAGCAGGAGAUGCUGGAGGCCAAGUUGGAAAAGCUGGAUUCAGGACGAAGGGGACGAAGAAGCAAUCCAGAGGUUGAAUCGAGGAAGCAGGAGAUAGAGACGACUCUCGGGCAUCACCACUGGCACACGCAAAAGUUGGAGUUGAUACUGCGGCUUCUUGAGAAUAAGGUUCUCAACCCGGAUGACGUCAUGGCGAUAAGUGACGAUCUGCAGUACUAUUUGGAGGAUAACCAGGACCCGGAUUUUGUGAACGAUGACACAAUGUACGAUGAGCUAGACUUGGAUGCUGAUGUGGCGAUUGCACACGAGGUCCACAGCACGUUUGGUGAAGGAGUAAGCGCGAAAAAGGAGGAUGAUGAUAAGGAAGAGGAUAAGAAGAGCAACGAAAAAAACGGGCAGCACGAGCAAAAGAAAGAGUCGAGUGUCAGCAGCGGGAUCAGCAGAAGCAGCAGCAGUAACAGCACGAACAACGGAGGGGGCAGUCACGUGACAUUCGGGGUGAGGAGUAGCAGUAGGAGCAAAUCCGGUUCGCCGGCCCCGGCAAGGGUGUCGCGGACGAACUCUGGCCGUAAUACACCACUUCACAAUUACAGGCUUCGCACGAGUUCGUCUGUAUCAUCAUCAUCCGGGGUGCCGACGAUGGCCAACUUGCGUCCUGCUCCGGUUCCUAAACCGGCCGCUGAUUUAAAGUGGUCUGCAGCUGUUGCGAUGAGCAGUGGAGUGGGGGGUAAGUCUGAGGGUGGAGAUGCAAGUGCAAUGAAAGCCGCAUCUGCAACUGCAACUGCAAAUGGAAAUGGAAAUGCAAAUGCAACUGCAACUUCUGCAACCCCUUCAACGUCAAAAUUCUCCCCACCAUUUGCUGCAAGCAGCGGGAUGAACUUGAACGCUCUGAACGCCGCAAGCGUACUCGAGGCCUUGAAAAGACAGCGGCCGAAGGAUUUGGCUGCAAAAGCACCAAGCAGCACUUCCGGUGCCAGCACAGCAAGCAGCAGCCGUAAUGGUGGCAGUGCCGAGACUGCAACCGCCGCCACUUCUCACACAGCCACUCCUGGCAACACCAGUGGACCGGAUGAGGCAUUUGGCACGGAAAAAGACACUGUUUGCAGACCUGCCAUCAAGAUUAACGGCGGUGGUGGUGUGCCCAGUAGCGUAAGCACAUCCGUACACACUCAGGGGGCAGCCGACAGAUGCCGAAUAGGGCCGACACCGCGUGAGUUGGGCGUUCAGCAGGAUGAGAGUUUCCGAUUUCUGCCCGCAGGCCUCCAGAACAUGCUCUUAUCGUCGGCUGUGGCAUGUGACCGCCAAAAAAGCGGAAAAAGGCCCGCUUGUGUGGAUUUAAGAACGAUGCUCUCGACACCAAGAAGCUUUUCACCUCUCCCCGGAUUCGUGUACCCACCAGGCAUCGAGGCUCAGCGUGUGAGCACAGUGUGGGACCAGGUGAGAGUGUCGAAAAACAUCGAUGCAGAUGCACAGAAUGUGGACACAGCAACGCUUUUUUUUGCGUACUACUACGGACUAUCCCAAAGGGAAAGAGAGGUGGCCUACCAGGUGCUGGUGGCUAGGCAAUGGCGGUGCAGUAAGGACCGCACCGUUUGGUAUCAGAGACACUCGCCAGUGAAAGCACGUGGGGAAGGCUUUGAAAUCGCAGACUACAAUGUUUUCUCCGCCGCAGACUGGAGUCUUUCUGAGAAGCCGAACUACAAGGUGAGCUACUGA
Molecule: messenger RNA, 2085 nt
Organism: Brettanomyces bruxellensis
Lineage: Eukaryota; Fungi; Ascomycota; Pichiomycetes; Pichiales; Pichiaceae
Exons: 1
Coding region: 1-2085 (694 amino acids)
Biological process (GO): regulation of DNA-templated transcription; nuclear-transcribed mRNA poly(A) tail shortening
Cellular component (GO): CCR4-NOT core complex; nucleus; P-body
Source: RefSeq, a predicted model, not a curated record